UAAAAAAUUGGGUUUGUUGUGGACUCUUGAUGUUUGAAACUUGAAGAAGAACAAUGGUGUUUGAAGGAGGGACACGUGCCUGAGUUAUCUAGAAGGUUCUUCAUAAACUCUAGAAGAAUGAAGGACUUGCUUCAAAAAGACUGUGGUAUUAGUAGCGUCUCAACAGCUCCAUCUAUCAGUGUUAGUCCUUGUUGGUGGACUAGCAAAGCAUCACAAAUGCAACAAUUUUCGCCCUUUCAUGGUCCUCAAAAUCCCAAACAAUUCGGUUAUCAUUUGCAAGAUCAGGAUUCCUGUUCAACUCAGUCAACAGGUCAAUCAUGCCCUGAAAUUGCAAAUGAAGGAGAAAGCAAAAUCUUUGGGAAAAGCAACAUGCCUUUUCUAGCAGGAAAUUCUAAAAGUAUUGAAAAGCCUGAUGAAGCUCAAAGUGAAUCAACGUUUUCAAGUCAUGAGCAUGAUUGGGCUUAUCAAGGCAACCACAAACAAUUUGCUUAUGCACCUUUUGCAUACCCUGAUCCUUAUUGUCACGGUUUACUUGCUGCUUAUGGACAACACCCCAUGGUUCAUCCCCAAAUGUUAGGCACCAUAUCCGGUCGAGUGCCACUUCCUCUUGACUAUCAGCAAGAUAAUGAACCAAUAUUUGUCAAUGCAAAACAGUACCAGGCUAUUCUCAGGCGGAGAGAGUACCGUGCAAAGCUGGAGGCUCAGAAUAAACUCGCAAAAGCGCGCAAGCCGUAUCUCCAUGAGUCCCGCCAUCGUCAUGCCCUAAAUAGGGCUAGAGGACCUGGUGGACGCUUUCUCAAUAUGAAGAAGCUUGUUGAAUCUGGAUCCAACUGCUCAAACUGUGAUGAUACCGAACAGCAGCAGCGGUUGAACUACUCUGCUUUCUCGUAAUAUGUUGGUGGGGCCCACAGAGUGUGCUGAAGGUGGUACUUCUGGUGAUGUCCGACCCUAACUCUCAGUCCUCUGGUGGGGGGCAGGGAAAGUAAAAUUGACAUCACCGGUUCAUCUUUGGCCUCUGUUGGUGAGAGGAGUGUGCUAGUGAAAGUGGGAAGUCAUCCUUGGCUAUGUGAGUGUUUCUAGUGAACUAUUGCCUACUACUGAGUCCAAUAUCUUGCGUGUGUGAAAAUCCUAUUUAUCUGGAUGAGUGCCAAUUAACAUUUGCUGCUUUAACUAUUUUGUGUUUGUACUUUCAGUCCUCAGAGAGUUGAUUGGUUUGUACUCUUUUUAAAAGGUCGACAUAUAAACGGUAGUUAUCAA
This is a messenger RNA of Lycium ferocissimum, 1257 nucleotides long. Its product is annotated as nuclear transcription factor Y subunit A-7-like. Gene Ontology annotation, biological process: regulation of transcription by RNA polymerase II. The coding region runs from base 118 to 891 and encodes 257 amino acids. The record is from RefSeq and is a predicted model, not a curated record. The transcript is spliced from 6 exons. Lineage: Eukaryota; Viridiplantae; Streptophyta; Magnoliopsida; Solanales; Solanaceae. Gene Ontology annotation, cellular component: CCAAT-binding factor complex. Gene Ontology annotation, molecular function: RNA polymerase II cis-regulatory region sequence-specific DNA binding; DNA-binding transcription factor activity, RNA polymerase II-specific.